This is a messenger RNA of Nematocida ausubeli, 1365 nucleotides long. RefSeq lists its product as uncharacterized. The transcript has a single exon. The annotation marks the transcript as partial. The record is from RefSeq and is a predicted model, not a curated record. Lineage: Eukaryota; Fungi; Microsporidia.
UUAAAGAACGACAAGAUUGACUACAAGCACCCAAAAAAUGAACUUCUCUCUGGAGCUGCAAAUAUAUUUCUAGCAAUUGCAGGAAUAACUGGACAAGAAGAUGACAUACUAGAUCUAGUUGAGAGUAUAGAAAAUGCGUGCAGGCUACAAAAGUUAGAGAACGAACAUAUAGAUUAUAUCACAGAUAAAAUUCAGUUGAUUAUUACAUCGCUCUCUUAUAACAAGAAUGUAGUAGUGAGCUGCGGUAACAUAGAUUUUUGGAUAAGAUCAAGUGGCAAGGAAGAUCUUUUCUUUCAAAUCGAUAUUAUCUACGGAUUUGACGAUAAAAAGCAUGGGAUUUCUCUAUAUAUAAACAGCGGGCAUGCUUCUUUGAGAAUUCUUCAGCUAUCCUCUAUACCUGCACAUAUUAAAAACAAGUAUGAAGAAAUUAGAAAAAUAUGUUGUAAAGAAGAGAACUACAUGACAUGCGCCAUUGGUCAGUAUAUUGAGAGAAGCUUAGAAGAGUUAAAAAAUUCAGAUGCAGAAAACGAAAGUUAUAAUCUAUCGAAAUACAAGCAGAUUUUAGAUUUAGGGCAUGAGAACAUAUCUAAGAUAUUCUUGCAGGGAAGGCUUACUGAUAUUGACUGCAAGUCCUUUAUUAUAAAGAACUUUAUAAUAUACUCUGCAGACAAGAACUUAGGCUUAGAUGACCCUGCAAUACGCAUUACUGCUAAUAUUCUGGGGUCUGUCCCACUGAAUGACCCUGCUACCAGAAAUAGCAUGAUCUUAAGCUUUUAUUUCCAUCCCACCUGGCAGACGUACUAUCCAAAACUUGGGUUUGCACAAUCUGAGCAUGUGCAAAAAGGACAACUCAGUGAGCUAGAGUUAUUUGGUGUAUACGAAUAUAUACUAGAGCAGAAGUCAGCACGCCUUGCAGUAGACUCUCUCAUCACGUAUAUAAAGCUGGAAACAAAUAAUUAUAAUAUGUUUUUCUCUCUAUCCGAAUAUGAAGUCUCUAAAAUGCUCUUUAAUAUUAUAGUAGAAGAAGGAAAAAUAAGUUGUUUUACAGAACUUAGGGGUGUAUUUGAAGUGUAUGUGAGGCCUACAGAGAAAGAGUAUGUUAACUUUAUCUACACUACUUGGUUCAUUUUUGUAUGCGAAAUGUCUCCUCUUCCCUUGGAGAUUACUAAAAUACUUUACAGCUUUAUAGACUGUUAUAAUUUGCAUGACAGAAGCAACAGACUAAAAAAUUACAAGCACUGCAUAUACAUUGCUUUAUGUGUUCUAGAAGAAGAAAAAAGUCUUUUUUGCCUAGAAGGCAGUGACACAAGUAUGGACAACUAUAAAAAGAUGGUACAGUUCUUAAAAAAUGCCAUAGAUAAAUAA